Molecule: messenger RNA, 466 nt
Organism: Galeopterus variegatus (Sunda flying lemur)
Lineage: Eukaryota; Metazoa; Chordata; Mammalia; Dermoptera; Cynocephalidae
Product: histone H2AX
Exons: 1
Coding region: 27-458 (143 amino acids)
Biological process (GO): DNA damage response
Cellular component (GO): nucleosome
Molecular function (GO): protein heterodimerization activity; structural constituent of chromatin; DNA binding
Source: RefSeq, a predicted model, not a curated record
CUCUUCGUCGUUCUACCUCGCGCAACAUGUCCGGCCGCGGUAAGACCGGCGGCAAGGCCCGCGCCAAGGCUAAGUCGCGCUCAUCGCGCGCCGGCCUCCAGUUUCCCGUAGGCCGCGUGCACCGGCUGCUGCGGAAGGGCCACUACGCCGAGCGGGUCGGCGCCGGCGCGCCGGUGUACCUGGCGGCGGUGCUCGAGUACCUCACCGCCGAGAUCCUGGAGCUGGCGGGCAACGCGGCCCGCGACAACAAGAAGACACGGAUCAUCCCGCGCCACCUGCAGCUGGCCAUCCGCAACGACGAGGAGCUCAACAAGCUACUGGGCGGCGUGACGAUCGCCCAGGGGGGCGUUCUGCCCAACAUCCAGGCCGUUCUGCUGCCCAAGAAGACCAGCGCCACCGUGGGGCCGAAGGCGCCGGCUGGCGGCAAGAAGGCCACGCAGGCCUCUCAGGAGUACUGAGGGGUGCC